Molecule: messenger RNA, 2219 nt
Organism: Anoplopoma fimbria (sablefish)
Lineage: Eukaryota; Metazoa; Chordata; Actinopteri; Perciformes; Anoplopomatidae
Gene: exd1
Product: exonuclease 3'-5' domain containing 1
Exons: 11
Coding region: 338-2044 (568 amino acids)
Biological process (GO): nucleobase-containing compound metabolic process
Molecular function (GO): 3'-5' exonuclease activity; nucleic acid binding
Source: RefSeq, a predicted model, not a curated record
CUUACCGUAAGCCUAUGGGUAUUGCCUCCUCCUGCACCACCACAGACUCAUAUGAUAGUGUGAGCCACACAGACAUCAUGUAUGUCUUUGGUUAACCAAGGAGGAGGAAGUGAAUGAUGAGAUUAACGAGAAGCUUUUGAACGCAGCAUUGACCUUAACGCUAGAAGAAGAAGAAGAACACAAACCACGUGGAUGAACCCCUGGCCCUCUGACGUCAAGUUAAAUAAGUUGUGGUGGUUAAUGUCAAUGUAAAAACCUUCACAGCCUUAUUAUAUUAAACCAGCAGCUAGUCUGUUCUUCAUUGUUUAAAACAACUCAUAACUAACACCACUUUAAAAUGGCUGUGGACGACGUCCAGUUCCUGAAUAUCCUCAAAGGAAAACGCAUCAAACUGACCCUGAAGACUUCUUCAUACUUUGGCGUCGUCCAACGCAUCAACCUCAAUAAAACGCUCAUUUUGGCGGACGUUGUUGGAGGCAGUGAUGGCUGUCCCUGUCCUGGGUCAAAAAUGUUUUUCGGGCACGAGAUUCUAAAUGUGGAAUUUACCAAUGAAGCAAACACUGGCAGUGGAAACAUUCACGACAACAGACUUGAAGAGCAUUUAAAUGUGGAAAAGUUUCAGCCGUACAGGAAGACAAUCACAUUGUAUGGUGAUGAAGAUGAAGAGGAGUAUGUCAACUUUGUAGUCAUUGAUGAAUUUCAUGAGAAGUUUGGCUCUGCUGUGAUGCACAUCAAGAAGCAGCAUGUGAUAGGUGUGGGAGCCGAUGGCGUGGAAGCAUACAAGCAUGGGAGACUGUGUUGGCUGCAGAUUGCCACUAAAAACAAGAUUUACCUGUUUGAUAUCCUGUUACUCGGAGCUCGGGCCUUUAAGAACGGUCUUUCCAUGAUCCUGGAAAAUAAGCACAUACUGAAGGUCAUUCAUGACUGCAGAGCCGUUGCUGGAUGUCUGACUGCUCAGUUUGGAGUAAAGCUUACCAACGUCUUUGAUACGCAGGUGGCAGAUGUCAUGUGCUUCUACUCCGAAACAGGAGAUCUACUACCCGACAGAGUCAGUACUCUGCAGGAGGUGGUUAGCCUCCAUCUGAAGGUGCCCUCCUCUCAACUCUUAUCCCUUCAGAUGAAGUCACAGCUCGCCAAGGAAGGAAGGGAGUUGUGGUACAAGCGGCCCUGUCCAAUACCCCUGCUUAAGGUGAUGGCUCUGUCAGUGAUCCACCUUCAGCCCCUCAGACUGGUGCUGCUGGAUACUCUUAUGAUAGACUACAUGGCCCUGGUGGAUUCAUACCUCAACAGCAGCUUCUACGAACCUGAUGAAUUAGAGCAUGUCAGCAUGGAGAGUGUGUUAGAGUUGCCCAGAGAGCUCAGGCAGCUGGAGCAAAUGCGUCGUGAGCGGCAGCAGUGGGCUGCCAGCCACUACCCUGUCACAGAACAAGGUCUGCUGGAUCGCUUCAACCCGCUGACUAAGACUCCAUCCCAGACCUCCCCUGCAGCAGAGGAGCACUGCCAGCAGCGAGCUACUGAGGAAUCACCUUCACCAGCGGACCCUGUCCUACAAAAGUCACCCAGGAGCCCUCCAAGAGCCAACAAUGUGUUGUCUGUGGAUGUCUCUGCCUCCCCUGACUCAGCAGAUCAGGCUCCAGUUCCAGCCACUGUAUCAGAGCUCAGGAAACAAAUGUCUGUCAACAGUCCCCCGUCUCUAGGUAGAGGGCGCGCAGAGAUACUGAUGGACACAACAGGUAGAGGAAGGCCCUUAGGGAGAGAGCAAUCGUCUGUCCCAGCCUUACAUGCUUUCGGAAGAGGCUUCCUUCUCCAAAUAUCACAAGAUCAGAUCCCCAGAGAGAGCAUGGGGGACGUAAUAAAUCCUGGUAGGAUGGGGGCGGCUCCUUUGGGCCUCAGCCAUGCACCUGUGCAAGAAGCGACGCCCCAGCCUGCCCCCAGUGCUAAUGACCUGCCAAACACUUUUGGAACAUCAGGGGAACAUUUUACAUCAACACAUGAGUCCAUCUCAUCUUCACUCGUACAGUCAUUUAGGUCUUUCAGACAUUAAAAGAUGUGUUAUAAAGCCAUUUAAGUACAGUAUUCCAGAUGAUGGCGGUUAUAAUGUUUGUUACCGAAAGUCUCCACUAGAUGGCAGUAAAUAUUCUGUUUUGUGCAGAGGUUUGUUUAAUACCAGGUGUUGGUGAAAAAUCUUUAGAGGAGAAAAAGAUUGUUUGGACGUUGGA